Menidia menidia (Atlantic silverside) is the source of this 762-nucleotide messenger RNA. NCBI's taxonomy places the organism in Eukaryota, Metazoa, Chordata, Actinopteri, Atheriniformes, Atherinopsidae. The record is from the annotation of a GenBank genome assembly.
UUCCUGCGGGUGACCAAACAGUACCUGCCCCAUCUGGCUCGCCUCUGUCUCAUCAGUACUUUCCUGGAAGACGGGAUCCGCAUGUGGUUCCAGUGGAACGAGCAGAGGGACUACAUCGAGGCCACCUGGAACUGUGGCUACUUCCUGGCCACCUGCUUUGUGCUGCUUAACCUCAUUGGACAGCUGGGGGGUUGUGUCCUCAUCCUCAGUAGAAACUUUGUACAGUACGCGUGCUUUGGGUUAUUUGGCAUCAUAGCGCUACAGACGGUUGCAUACAGCAUUUUGUGGGACCUUAAGUUUUUGAUAAGAAACCUGGCCCUGGGAGGAGGUCUGCUCCUGCUGCUGGCCGAGUCGCGUUCAGAAGGAAAGAGCAUGUUUGCCGGCGUCCCGUCCAUGGGCGAGAGCUCCCCGAAGCAGUACAUGCAGCUGGGUGGGCGAGUGCUGCUGGUGCUCAUGUUCAUGACCCUGUUACACUUCGACUCCAACUUCUUCUCUAUCCUGCAGAACAUGGUGGGCACUGCUCUCAUCAUUCUGGUGGCCAUCGGCUUCAAAACCAAGCUCGCCGCCUUGACCCUGGUCCUGUGGCUCCUCGCCAUCAACGUCUACUUCAACGCUUUCUGGACCAUCCCCGCCUACAAGCCCAUGCACGACUUCCUCAAGUACGACUUCUUCCAGACCACCUCGGUCAUCGGCGGCCUGCUGCUGGUGGUGGCGCUCGGGCCCGGCGGCGUGUCCAUGGAUGAGAAAAAGAAGGAGUGGUAG